UCAUCAUGUGUAGUCUCGAGAACUUCAGUUCCAAAAGAAAGACAGAAAUUACCUUGAGAUAGGAAAAAGAGAUGGAGGUCGAGGGAGAGAUUAAGAUAAUGAAGAACAAUUUGGUGGUUGAGAUACCAAAGUUCAAAAGGGUGUGUGUCUUUUGUGGGAGCAGCCCCGGGAAAAGGGUUUGCUACCGGGAUGCUGCUGUGGAGCUCGGCAAAGAACUAGUGAAUAGAAAGAUGGACUUAGUUUAUGGAGGUGGGAGCAUUGGGCUCAUGGGUUUGAUCUCUGAAGCUGUUCAUAAUGGUGGUGGCCAUGUUAUUGGGAUCAUACCAAGGACUCUAAUGGCAAAAGAGAUUACCGGGGAGACUGUUGGUGAGGUAAGAGCAGUGUCCAGCAUGCAUCAAAGGAAGGCUGAAAUGGCUCGCCACUCUGAUGCCUUCAUUGCUUUACCUGGUGGGUAUGGGACCUUGGAAGAGCUACUAGAAGUAAUAACAUGGGCUCAGCUAGGAAUUCACAGCAAGCCAGUUGGGCUGCUGAAUGUUGAUGGAUACUACAACUCGCUUCUGGCGUUCAUCGACAAGGCUGUAGAUGAUGGUUUCAUUAAGCCUUUUCAGCGACACAUUAUUGUGUCAGCUCCUAACGCCAAGGAUCUUGUUCAAAAACUGGAGGAGUACGUGCCUGUGCAAGAUGCAGGAGUGGCCAAGCUGAUGUGGGAGAAGGAGCACGUUGGUUUUAAUUCCGCGCUGCAUACCGAAAUUGCUAGGUAGUAAAAAAAGUAAAAAAGAAAAAGGAAAACGACUGGGGAAAAAAAAUGCAGCAGCUUAAGCCAAUUGUAUGACAGUUUGCUGCUGCGCUCAUUUUGGCUUCUCUCUGUACUAAUGUGGGCUUUGUAUGCAAGCCUUGUCAUCUUUUGUUGCUAAGUUUUAUGUAUG
This is a messenger RNA of Asparagus officinalis (garden asparagus), 926 nucleotides long. RefSeq names its product cytokinin riboside 5'-monophosphate phosphoribohydrolase LOG1-like. Gene Ontology annotation, cellular component: nucleus; cytosol. Lineage: Eukaryota; Viridiplantae; Streptophyta; Magnoliopsida; Asparagales; Asparagaceae. The record is from RefSeq and is a predicted model, not a curated record. The coding region runs from base 72 to 761 and encodes 229 amino acids. The transcript has 7 exons. Gene Ontology annotation, molecular function: hydrolase activity, hydrolyzing N-glycosyl compounds. Gene Ontology annotation, biological process: cytokinin biosynthetic process.